UUCAUAUAUAAAAACGGUAUAUCACGGUUAUUAAAACAUUAUCAAAACAUCAUCUAGUGUGAUCAUCUAGUCUUAGUUAAACGUUCAACUAAUCAAUUAAUCAAUCAAAAUGUGUGACGAUGAUGUAGCUGCACUCGUUGUUGACAAUGGAUCUGGUAUGUGCAAAGCUGGUUUCGCUGGUGAUGAUGCACCACGUGCCGUAUUUCCAAGUAUUGUUGGACGACCACGAUACCAGGGUAUUAUGGUUGGAAUGGGCCAAAAAGAUUCAUAUGUAGGUGACGAAGCCCAAAGUAAACGUGGUAUUUUAACUGUAAAAUAUCCAAUUGAACAUGGUAUUGUAACAAACUGGGAUGAUAUGGAAAAAAUUUGGCAUCAUACAUUCUACAACGAACUCCGUGUUGCACCCGAAGAACAUCCCGUACUCUUAACCGAGGCACCAUUGAAUCCAAAAGCAAAUAGAGAAAAAAUGACACAAAUUAUGUUCGAAACAUUCAAUACACCCGCUAUGUAUGUUGCAAUUCAAGCGGUUCUUUCCUUGUACGCUAGUGGUCGUACCACUGGUAUUGUACUUGAUUCUGGUGAUGGAGUCUCUCAUACCGUGCCUAUUUACGAAGGUUAUGCAUUACCACAUGCAAUUUUACGUUUAGAUUUAGCCGGACGAGACUUAACUGACUAUUUAAUGAAAAUUUUAACUGAACGUGGUUACUCCUUUACAACAACAGCUGAACGAGAAAUUGUUCGAGACGUUAAAGAGAAAUUAUGUUACGUUGCCUUAGAUUUCGAACAAGAAAUGGCUACUGCAGCCAGUUCUAGUUCAUUAGAGAAAUCAUACGAGUUACCUGAUGGUCAAGUAAUUACAAUUGGUAAUGAACGAUUCCGUUGUCCCGAAGCAAUGUUCCAACCAUCAUUCUUGGGUAUGGAAUCGUGUGGUAUCCAUGAAACAACCUACAAUUCAAUCAUGAAAUGUGAUGUAGAUAUUCGUAAAGAUUUGUAUGCAAAUACUGUAUUAUCCGGUGGUACUACAAUGUAUCCAGGUAUUGCUGAUCGUAUGCAAAAGGAAAUUGCAUCAUUAGCACCAUCUACAAUGAAAAUUAAAAUAAUUGCACCACCUGAACGUAAAUAUUCAGUAUGGAUUGGAGGUAGUAUUUUGGCUAGUUUAUCAACAUUCCAACAAAUGUGGAUAUCGAAACAAGAGUAUGAUGAAUCCGGUCCAUCAAUUGUCCAUCGUAAAUGCUUUUAAAUAUUUAUUACUUAUGUAUUUUUUGUUGA
Molecule: messenger RNA, 1269 nt
Organism: Chrysoperla carnea
Lineage: Eukaryota; Metazoa; Arthropoda; Insecta; Neuroptera; Chrysopidae
Product: actin, clone 403-like
Exons: 3
Coding region: 110-1240 (376 amino acids)
Biological process (GO): mitotic cytokinesis
Source: RefSeq, a predicted model, not a curated record